AUGGCGGCCGAUCACCUGCAUCGUGAACUCGCUGACCUGGGCUUCUACAUCCGGGCAGUCGUGAAAAUGAAGUGGCCUAAAUCAAGCGAUGAUAUGCCGCUAUUCCUGGUCGUCUGCUCCGACACCGUGGAGAACCGCAAGCUCUACCAAUUGACACGGGUCGCCGACGUCCCAGUUCGGACCGAAGAUCUUCGCUCCAGGAGAGGACCAGUGCACUGCUUUCGCUGCCAGGAGAUGAAUCACGUCGCGCGCCACUGCUCUAUGCCGGACAGAUGUGUCCCACGCAGGACGAGCGUGCCCCCGUCCGCCCACCGAGAAGCCAACAUGUGCACUCUGUGGCGGUGCACAGCGGCAGCAACGGGGGCGUCCUCCGCCCUCCCGACAGCGUCGGCCGCUCCUUCUCCCGCCGCAUCCGAGGCCGUGCCAACACCUGAGGCCCCUGCGCCUCCACCACAGCCGCUAGUGGCGGAACCUGGAACUGCCUCUCCCGUGGCGUCUUCCGGACCGCCCCCCGCCAACCGCCGGCGCGGGGUUCGACGCCCCGAGGGUACCCAGUGCUCAGCAACGUCAGUCGAGCAGCCCCAGGUGGACUCUCACAGCGAAGCAGCCUCGCCUCCCCCUUCCAGCGACGGGGCCCCGCCUGCUGCCUCCACCCCUGACCUGGCCAACCUCGUCGCGCAGCUCACUGCCCUAGUGACCAGUGCCACGAAGUUGAUCGAGGUCCUGUCGCAGCAACUCACCGCUGCAGUGCCGAUGGCCGCUCUGGCCCCGACCGCUGUCAACACUCACCAGCUGCACCGUGGGCAGCGUUAG
Molecule: messenger RNA, 813 nt
Organism: Schistocerca nitens (vagrant locust)
Lineage: Eukaryota; Metazoa; Arthropoda; Insecta; Orthoptera; Acrididae
Product: nematocyst expressed protein 3-like
Exons: 2
Coding region: 1-813 (270 amino acids)
Source: RefSeq, a predicted model, not a curated record